Babesia microti strain RI is the source of this 1347-nucleotide messenger RNA. RefSeq names its product Ribosomal RNA large subunit methyltransferase K/L. Bases 1 to 1347 code for a protein of 448 amino acids. NCBI's taxonomy places the organism in Eukaryota, Apicomplexa, Aconoidasida, Piroplasmida, Babesiidae. The record is from RefSeq and is a predicted model, not a curated record. Gene Ontology annotation, molecular function: rRNA (guanine-N7-)-methyltransferase activity; RNA binding; rRNA (guanine-N2-)-methyltransferase activity. The transcript has 8 exons.
AUGACAACAUGCAGUGGUGACAAAUUAUAUAAACUCUAUGUUAAAUGCGUAUUUGGAAUUGAAAAGUAUCUACAUAAUGAGCUACUAUCAUUCGGGUUCCCUCAAAAUGACAUGACAAUUUCACACUCAUCAGUAUCUAUUUCCAACGUUUCCUUAAAACAUGCCUAUUUCCUCUCAUAUUUCUCAAGAUUUGCUAAACAAAUCUAUCUACAACUCGCCACUUUCACUUCUCAUAACAGUAUUGAUUUAUUGAACUCCUGUAGGAAUGUCGAAUGGUCAAACUAUCUAAAUCCUUACGUCAGUUUUAUGGUAAAAUCAGAUAUUUCUAGGGGAUUAGAUAGCUUUAAAUCAAAUAAUUACACUUCUUUGGUGGUAAAGGAUGCCAUUAUGGACUAUUUUGCCCACAAAUACAAGUUGAACGUUGAUUUGAAGAAUCCAGAUUUGACAUUCCUACUAACUAUCAAUUCGGCAAAAGAAUCCAGUCUAUAUGUGGAUCUAGUUGGCACUAAACUCAAUAAUCGCAUAUAUAGACACCAAAGUUUCAUUCAGGACAUAGAUUCUACAUUAGCAAAUUCAUUAUUAGAUGAUUCUGGAUACAUUGAUAACUCAAUAAUUAGUUUGGAAGACUACCUAAACUAUUUCAAUCAUUAUCCAGAUAUUAAUAAUACUAAACAAUUGUAUGAUAGAUUGAGUGAGAAAUUUAUCACGAAUUAUCGCAAAAACAGCAUGAUUGACACCAGUUGCAGCAUUGGCACAAUAACAAUAGAAUAUGCAAUGAUAAAUUCGGGUAUUUCACCGGGAAGUUUCAUUAGACAUUUUUCAUCAGAGAUUUUCAAUCAUAAUGAUCUAAAUGCACUCAAAACUUUAAUUUGUUAUUCCAAUAUGAUCAGGCAAAUUAAAAAAUUGAAACAACAAGAUUUUAGUGUUUUUGGUUGUGAAAAGAGUUGGGAAAAGAUUAAUAUUGCAGUACAUUCUGCAAACAAUGCAGGAGUUUUGAGGCAUAUUAAAUUCUACCAGGGAUCGCCGUUAGACACUUUUCAAUACAUCAAAGAUGAUAUAACAAACCCAACAUUUAUAUGCACCCUACCCUUGACUGGAGAAUUACGUAAGGAAAUUAGAAAUGGUAAACCAACACAUCUAAAAAAAUAUCACCAUAAUAUGUUGAAUAAACUUUUAAAUUAUAUAAAAUUGACCUACAAAAACCCGAAAUUAUUAUUAUUAAUACCAAAUUGCUUCAAAAAGAAGGUUAUUGAGGAGGUAAUUAAUCAAAAGCUCGAGGGUGGUAGAACUAUGUAUUUCAGUGGUAUCCAAUGGGCCUGCUAUAACUACAACUGUAACAUCAAAUAA